This is a messenger RNA of Branchiostoma floridae (Florida lancelet), 1265 nucleotides long. RefSeq lists its product as uncharacterized. The record is from RefSeq and is a predicted model, not a curated record. Lineage: Eukaryota; Metazoa; Chordata; Leptocardii; Amphioxiformes; Branchiostomatidae.
GACGACGCAACGAAAAGAAGUUCACCGCUCAUUGAGAUUUCCCACGACUCACAGGGUGACAACGCAUCCAAAAAGGCGCGAACCAACGUGGAAAACGACGGUGAAAUCACAGGGGACCCCAGCGACUGUGUGCACGCCAUGAGGUCCUUACAGACCAAGAAUUCCUCCAUCUUGAGCCCUGGCCACCACCACGACCCUGACGUUCACGUUCACUUCCCCGAUCGGAACGUGCACGGACCCGACAUCUAUGUGGAUCUCGUCGAUCCAGACGGUUUCUUUGUACAUGUUGGAUUCCUUCAGGUCCAUCGCAGAUACCAGGCACGGUUUGUCCUGCAGCAUGAGUUUGGGCGGGAGCUGUGUGCCCCUCCCCUGCAGAACUCUGAAGUCAUCACCAUACAGGAGGUCAGUUUGCAGACAACAGAAGGGGAGGAGAAACCCAACAGCCACUCUGUAUGCCUGGAGAUUCAUCCUCUUACAGAGGGCAUUUGCAAGAGAUGCCCAAGACUGCAGUACAGUUCUCGGAAGAAGGGAAGACAGAUGAAGCUGCAGAAAAUUAUUUGAAGAAGCCUGCAAGGGAGGUUCAGUUUGGAGCUGAAAAGUUGAGUCCAGUCGAUGAAGAAUCUUCGACAGUGGUCACCCACAAACAUGGUCACCCGCCUGCUGGACACGUCCACUUUCCUGCCGACCUACAUGGGCCUGAGCUGCGGGUCACACAGACUGACCAGGACCACUUCUCUGUCAACCUGGGCUUCCUACAAAUCCACAGAACAUACCAGGCCAAGUUCACCCUCAGACACGGCUUCGGACCCAGUCUGUCAGCCCCACCCCUGCAGAGUGUUUACUUCACUAUUAAGGAGAUUCAUCACAACGUAGACAACAACACUGACACAGAGGGGAACCAACAGGACAGCCACACCUUAGUGUUAGAGGUCUGCACAGAGAAGGAUGGGGUUGUGAAGGAGGAGCUCUUCCUGACAACAGAAGAAGAUGUCACUAAGAAGAUUUUUGUGGAGCUGCAUGCCAGAAUCAUGGGCAAGGGGAAGGGCACCCCUCUGCUGAAGGAGGGCGUCCGAUGUCUGAAAGUCAACGUGGAGGAAGACUCAGAAAUCAGCGACUGGGCAGGCUUCUGAUUAACACAUUUUAAACUGACAGUCUUUGGCUGAGAAAGUGAAAAUGUAGUGGUCAUUUUGCCAUCUGAUCUUUUGUUAGUUUCAUCAAGGAGAUAAUGGAUCUGAUCACCCGAGUCUGAUAUGGAUGGGUCUGAU